CAUGACACAGUGGAUUCUGUCCUUUGAAGAGGUGAAAUCAUUUUGCCAGCACUGGUCAUUCAGGAACCGCUCGGAGUAGCUUCGUUUGGCGCCCGCGGAGUCUGCACAGACUCUGCAGCGAGGUGUUUGACGCUGAAAGAACAGGAGGUAUGGCUGAGCCGCUGCGAUGACUUCAGUAGCAAUUAUCGACAGCAACAGUUCUUGGUGCCUCAGGGUGGUCAAGAAGAGCUUUGCCGUGAUAGCCUGAAGAUGGCAGACAGAGGUCCAGGUGGCCCGCUGCUUGGACGUGCUGCUGGGCUAAUGGCCUUGACCCAAAACUUCAAGCAGCAUACCAGGAUUCCUGGCUGUAGCGGCCUGCGCCUUUGCACAGCUGCUCGAGGCUUCGAGGGUGAUGAUCCUCUCUGGAGUGAGGUGAGUCAUGUGAUGUGGGCAGGCCUCCUUUUGGAGGGUCAUGCUGGCCGCAGUGUCAUGGAGGUGCUGGCUCUCUCGGAGUGGCCCUUGACCGAGCUACUUCUCCAAGCAGCAGCACCGCAUGGAAAGCUCUCGGAGAGCUCUUCGGAUUUCCAACGCUCGGUGCAGGAAGGCAUUGCCUUUGGCGCUUGCUCCUGCGAUUUGAGCCUUUGGGCUCCAAGUGAGGCCCGGGCAGUGGCCGCAGCACAGCUGGUUUUGGAGGAGAUCAACACGGUGGUGACCCAGAUCAGUGUGGAUCUGGAGCAGAUCUAUGAGGCCCUUCGGUCUGUGAGAGCCCAACGAGCUUGUGACGGCUGGAACUGGGAUGCAAGGCUCCUAACAGCCAGCAGUUUGCUCGAAGCCUUGGACUGGCAAGAGGAUUUGCUUCGUCUGGUCGAUGCGGAGCUUUCGGCAUGGGACCCGCAGAUCUGCCUCCCCGGGGUGGUGGCUUUGGGCUUGGUUUGUUCAGCCCGCCGUGAAGGAUUUCCCAUACAACUCAAGAGGUGAGCUGGUUCUGAAUCACCCUUCCCGCGCAUGGGAGUGGUCCACGGCCAGCCUGGAAAUCGCGUCACCUCUGGCUGGCUGUGUCGAUCGAGGAGAGGC
Messenger RNA from Durusdinium trenchii, 1053 nucleotides. The record is from the annotation of a GenBank genome assembly. Lineage: Eukaryota; Dinophyceae; Suessiales; Symbiodiniaceae.